AUGAAAGUUGGGUUGCGUGCCCUCGACAGUGCAAAGGUCGGUGUGUUGCGAGAUUAUGGUCACAAUGACGCCACCCACUCGUCAUCUCCUUUCAGGCAUUCAAGGAUGCGCACACCCGGGAUCCGAGCUCACCAGGCCGUGCUGUCCAUCGUUGGCUUCGGAGGGGUCGGCAAGACGACCAUCGCCACGGCCUUGUACCAGGCAUACGGCGAUCAAUUUGAUCGCCGGGCGACGGUCACCGUGUCCCAGAGCUCUGACAUUGACGCGAUACUGCUGACCAUACUCAGUCAAGUCAAGCCUCAAUCCAAAGAUGAUAAUGAGGAGCAAUGCACCGGUGGCGGCGGCCCCUCUGGGAAGAAAUGCCUCAUGGCUGCCAUUGGAACAGUAUGGGCCAGUAUCAUGCCCAAGGGCGACAAGGACGGUGAGCAGCAAGGUGGCAUCACAUCCCAGACAACACAAGAUCUCAAGAGGCACCUGGAGGAGUACUUGAAUGGAAAAAGUUACUUGCUCUUAGUUGACGAUGUGUGGUCUGCAACAAUGUGGGAGAAGAUAAAGAACUCAUUGCCUACAAGUAAGAAAGGCAGUAGAGUAAUAGUUACCACACGGUUUCAAGCUGUUGCCAGUGCAUGCAGAAGAGACAGUGGAGAUCACAUUCAUAAAGUGGUGGUACUUAGCGACGACAAGUCUAAAGAUUUAUUCAUGACCGAAUCUGGAAUUAGUGAGGACAAGUCUAAGGAAAAAAAAGAGAAAAUUCCAUCCAAACUCUGGCAAAUGUGCGGGGGUCUGCCAUUGGCCAUAGUUAUCAUGGCUGGGCAUGCCGCCUGCAACAAUGACAAACUGGCAACCAAGUGGAGUGAAGUUUGCAAAGCACUGGUACCAGACUCCGGGAAAGCUCUUGGCCAGGACGGAGUCACCAGGAUACUCAAUCACUGCUACAAUGAUAUGCCUGGUGAGAUCAGGACUUGCUCCUUGUAUCUAUGCAUAUUUCGAAAGGGCAGCAAGGUCAGCAGGAAGCGGCUGACGAGGCGUUGGCUGGCAGAGGGAUUUGUCUGCGAGAAGGAUGGGCUGAGUGCGGAAGAUGUUGCAGAGGCAUAUUUCAAUCAUCUCGUGAGGAGGAAGAUCAUACGUGCUGUGGAGCACAGCAGCAACGGCAAGGUGAAGAGCUACCAAGUCCAUGACAUGGUUCUUGAGUACAUUGUAUCCAAGGCAAGCGAGGAAAACUUCGUCACUGUGGUCGGCGGCCACUGGCUAAUGGCGCCACCUAGCAACAAAGUCCGCCGGCUGUCCCUUCAAGGCGGUGACUCGAAACACAAGAAAACAAUGGAGACCAUGAAUUUGUCUCAUGUCCGAUCUCUGACCAUAUUUGGGAGCUUAACCCAACUGCCUUCUAAUUCAUUGAAGUUUGGAAUUGUGCAAGUACUAGACCUCGAAGGUUGCCAGGAUUUCAGACAACAUCAUGCCAAGGAGAUAUGCAAGAUGCUUCUACUCAAGUACCUAAGCCUACGAAGGACAGACAUCAACAAGAUACCCAAAAAAAUUGGAAAGCUCCAAUAUCUGGAGACUCUUGACAUAAGAGAGACCAAUGUCACGGAGUUGCCGAACACCAUCUGCCAGCUUGAACGAGUAGCAAACAUACUUGGUGGGAACAAAAGAACACGGAAGGCACUGAAGCUUCCUGAAGAUCUGAAGAAGGAAACAAUGAAAAGCCUGCGCAUACUGUCAGGUAUUGAGAUCGUCGAGGGACCAGCUACAGUGGCAGACUUUCAUCAUCUGACAGAUCUGAGGAAGCUCACCAUUUACAAGCUCAACAUCAAGAAGGAUAAUAAGCUUUUCGAAGAACUAAGCUCCUCCAUUGAGUACCUUGGUGGCUAUUCUCUCCACACCCUGGUGAUUGAUGAUGAGUCGUCUGAGUUUCUAAAAUCGCUAGGUGCUCUCUCUACCCCUCCGAAGUUUCUCAAUGCCCUCGAGCUGUCUGGCAAGCUGGUUGAGCUCCCAGGAUGGAUCACAGAGCUGGAAGCUCUCACGAAGCUAACCCUCUCGGUGACGACGCUCACUACUGAUGCUCUGAAACAGUUGAGCAAGCUCAAGACAUUGUUCUCGCUCACAUUUUCACUUAACGCAGCAAAGCUGGAUCCGGAAACAACCGCCAUUAUCGAGGAGAAUAAAGAGCACUCUGAUGGGGAGAUCAUAGUUCCGGCUAGUGGAUUUGAGAACCUAAAGCUCCUUCGUAUCUCAGCUCCUUCGGUGCCGCCGCUAAGCUUUCCAGAGAAGGUGUUACCAAAGCUCGAAAGGCUUGAACUGCGGUUCAGCAAGCUGGAGGGACUAUAUAGCUUAGAGAACCUUGCAUAGCUCAAAGAGUUACAUCUCAGAAUGCAUGACAAAGCAGGCAAGUUUACCCAGUUGUUAGUAGAAGAUCUGCCAAGUGCAGCCACCAGGGAAGAUGGCUCCUGCGCCAGAAUAAUUGUUGAUCGGUAUAAGGUGUGAGUGACCCAAAAGCCAACCUAUUGGGUUAUAUUCAUUUAUGCUUAUUUUUUCUACGAAAUACUGUUGUGUGCAAGAUCAAGACUCUAUUUCCUUGAUAUCUGCUUGUAAUUGUUGUAAGAAAUAUCCUGUUGUGCUAUUCUAGUAGGUGUACGUCAAGAUUAUGAGACUGCUUCCUUGAUAUCUGUUUAGUAAUUCUUGUAAGCAAUAUUCUGUUCUGUUAUUAUUCUAGUCUGCAUUCAAGAUCCAGAUACAAUUUCCUUGAGAUCUUUUUUGUAAUUAUUGUAAGAAUUAUUAUGUCGUGUUAUUCUACUCUGUGCGCAAGA
This is a messenger RNA of Triticum dicoccoides, 2807 nucleotides long. Its product is annotated as disease resistance protein Pik-2-like. The transcript has 4 exons. Lineage: Eukaryota; Viridiplantae; Streptophyta; Magnoliopsida; Poales; Poaceae. Gene Ontology annotation, molecular function: ADP binding. Bases 1 to 2349 code for a protein of 782 amino acids. Gene Ontology annotation, biological process: defense response to other organism. The record is from RefSeq and is a predicted model, not a curated record.